Molecule: messenger RNA, 1375 nt
Organism: Daktulosphaira vitifoliae (grape phylloxera)
Lineage: Eukaryota; Metazoa; Arthropoda; Insecta; Hemiptera; Phylloxeridae
Product: dynein axonemal light chain 4
Exons: 4
Coding region: 819-1133 (104 amino acids)
Biological process (GO): microtubule-based process
Cellular component (GO): dynein complex
Molecular function (GO): dynein light intermediate chain binding; dynein intermediate chain binding
Source: RefSeq, a predicted model, not a curated record
UAGGUGCAAUACUGAUAUUUUAUACUGCUACUGUACUGACAUGACUCAUUAAUGAUAACGUUCUUUUGUACUGACAAAAGUUACUGAGUGUCAGUAACGAUUCUAAGUUGGCUUAAUAAUGGUACACAACUGGUUAAGUAGAUGCCUAAUAAUAGCUUAGUACUGAUUUUACUGUCAUAACUUUUUCAAAAAAGACAAAAUCAAUGUAAUAUUUUUUGUGAAUGAUGCUUUACUUAUCAUUUGGUAUAUAUUUUUAUAAAUCUGACCCUUUACCUGUCCACGGGGAGGAAUAAAAAUGGCAACUUUUUCACAAAAUAUUAACUUUAUCAACUUAAUGUUUGAAUGUAUUCCGAAAAUACUUACACACAUAUAUUGUUCGGUCGUGACGAAACAGUUUGGUGGGUGAGCGCCGGUUUUCAUCUCUUCAACAAGAGCGCGACAUGCCACAACUGGUUUAUCUGUUGGGGUAGUGUGUGGCAGUGGUCGUGAAGGAUUAAUUCGCGCUCAAUUAGUCGGCUGUUUCGGUUAUAUCGACGCCAGGUUUUUUUGGGUCGAGUAUUGCCUUGUCGCCACAGUGUUCAAUUUAAGUUGCUCAACGGCUUAUUAUAUGUUACGGUGUUUUUUUUGUUGCUUACAAUGUUCAUCACCUUCAAAUGGCAGUGGGAAAAGGUUUUAAUAGCAAAAAUAUAAUGAAAGCUACAUUUCCAUAGUAACAACAUAUAGAUAUUUUGUGAAUCAAUAAAAAUUAUUUGAGGGGUUAAUAUUAUUUUUGAAAUACAAGCAUUUCACGAAAAUAAUAAUACUACAGUAAAAAGGAAAUGGAAGAUUUAGGAGAAACUAAAGAAGAAGAAAAUAAAAAAAUAAUUCAUACUUAUCCAUUGGUAAAAAUUUGUGAUAUGACAGAGGAAAUGAAAUCUGAAGCUAUCGAAGUUAUAAUUACUGCUUGUGAAAAAUUUGGAAACGAUUACUAUGCAGCAGCCAAAACAAUUAAACAGACGAUGGAUAAAAAAUAUGGUCCACAAUGGAACACUAUUGUUGGAGAAGCUUACGGAAUACAAAUGACUCACCAAACAAAAACUUUAUUAUACAUGUUCUUUGGUGGAAAUCUAGCUAUUUGUACAUGGAAAAUUUAACUUAAUCAAGAGAAAAUUUGAGAAUCAAAAUAAUUUCACAAUUUUACAAUUAUUUUGUACUCAUUACAUAAUUUUAAUUAAAUAAAAACUAUUGUUAAAGAACAUAGACCCAUAUGAGGUUGCUUUGGCUACUUAGCACACCCCUAAAAUAUUUUCUUAUAAUUUACAUUUUCUUAAUUCUAUACUCAAAAACUGUAUAAAUCUCCAUAUUAUUAUAUUUAUAUAAAAAGUUUUGUUACUUA